Molecule: messenger RNA, 20078 nt
Organism: Podarcis lilfordi (Lilford's wall lizard)
Lineage: Eukaryota; Metazoa; Chordata; Lepidosauria; Squamata; Lacertidae
Source: the annotation of a GenBank genome assembly
AUGCGCGCAGCGUGGGAAGUCGGUUUCGUUGCUGGGGAUCUGGCACAGGAGGCGGGGCGGCGGCGGCGGCGGCCGAAGUUGUGGUGCUGGGCUCUGCCUUCCUCCCUGGGCGGCUGCGCGCGGGGUGAAUUGGGAGGGCUGUGUCUCGCUGCCUGUCUCCGGCCCGCGUCUGUUAUUCUGAGGGGCCUCAAGUGAAGAAGCGGUGCUGCCGGGCGCGCGCUUCCUCCUCCUCCCUCUCCCGAUUUAGGCUGAGCCCCGUCCGGUGCUGCUUUCAGUAGGAACGCGAAGGUGAGACGCCCUUUUUCUGACUUAGCCCUGAAGCCGCUCAACAGGUCUCCGAGAGAGAGAGGCGGGCGGGGGGAGGCGCGUUGGAAGUUGGCCCCCAAAGUUAGUCGCCCAGCCCUUCUCCCGUGUGUGCGUUUGGGCUCUUGUGGGAGCCGAGACCCCUUUCCUGAGCGUCUGGUUGCGGGGAGUGUGCCGGGGAGAAGGUGGCGCUGCUCCUCUUACAUGUUGUCUUCCUCAGCCUCUUCCUCCUUCCCCCUCCCCUGUGUGUGUGUGUGAACUUUUGUCUCCGUGUCUGGCUGGUUACUUCUCGAGACCUUCCCCCCCCCCCCCGCCUUUCCUCCGUGCUUUCUCUUCCUGCCUGUUUAUAUCUCCUGUCUCUCUCUGUGUACGUGCCUGAGUAGAAACUGAAGAGGCAGUCUUGUUUGUUGACAUUUAUUCUCUUCCCCCCUCCCCCUUUUACGCUCUUUUGCGUUAAUCCUCAGGUAUUUGCAGUUUGUGUGUAACCCGCGUCUUGGGCUGCUUCCUCAAAGGACCCCUUUUGCCAUCCCUGUCUCUUGGGUUUCCUUUAGGUGCAGCUAUUUCCAUUGUUGGCUCACACACGUUCUAUUUCAGUGUGUCCUGUGCUUAAUCCGGCCCCCUUUUCGCAACCUGCUGGAAGUCCCAUGUUUGGGGAGUUGGCCUUGUAAAGCCAUUAGUCUCUGCCGGCAUGGAGGGCGUUUGCAGGAAGGAUUACCUUGUGUACCGGCAACACGCUAUCUAUUCCGAAUUACGUGCUGGGUGGGUUAAUGUUGCGAUACCAUUUGGAACCUCUGAUCGGGAAAGUGGGGUUUUUGAAGUAUUUUGUAGAUAAAGCUGCCUUUUCUCUGUGAAUGUAUCUCGGGACUGUAAUAAGUAUUAAAACACCAAGCUCUGAGUCUGCACCCCACCCAUCACAAUUUCUUUGUUUUGGUCAAUCUUGAAAGAAAGUUGGAACUGUAUAUAGGACAUAUAGCAAUGUAUAUUAGCAUAUUGCCCAGCAAGAGUAGAAAAGAGAUGUUUUUGCUUUUGCUGAACAGUAAGUGAUAUAUUUUGUGUUUUUUCAGCCAAUAUUUCAGAAAACUUUUGUAGGAUUUUAGAAAAGGGGAAAAAUAAAUAUCUGAAAUAUGCCAUCUCUGUGGUGCUGUAUUGAUUGCCCCAGUUGGGAUGACAACAUAUGUUGACAAUUCAAUUUGAAAAUGCUAAGUUGAAUUAAGUAGUUGAACCUUAGUAUAAAAGGAACACGGAAAGAGUUCCACAAAUUUUGGAGCCGGUGAGCUUCAGAUUUCUCACUUCCUGUUCUACAGAGGAAGUUGUAUUCUCAAAUGUAAAUGCAGGUGAGGAUUAUAUGAGAUCACUUUCUUUUUAAUUAAAAAUAAAAAACCACUUAAAGGCUAUAGUAUAUUCUUAAAUAAUAUGCAGUGUCUGGUUAUCAAAUGCAAAAUAAAUAAUCUUGUUCAAAUACUGUAGUUUGAACUGAAGAAAGCAACAGUAGUGUUGCCCCUAGAAACAUUUUCUGCAGUAAACACUGUUAAAAAAGGCUUGCUAGUCAACGUGUUUGUUUGUAUUUAAAAAGAUUGCAAACCAUUUGUUGAAUUUAUUUCCUGCCCUUCAUCAUAAAUGAUCUGAGUGGGUAACAAUGUAAACAACAAUAAAGCAUAAAAAUCCAGUUAAGCAUAAAUAAUACUGUAAUCACUUGCACUUAAACAAGAACACUGAUAACUGUUUCACUAUGCAGGCUGUAGAUGUACAUACUCGGAAGGCUUGUGGAAGAGAAAGGUUUUCAACAGGCACUGAUCACUUAAGAGUUCUUAUUUGAAGCAGGUGACCUGAAAACAUGAUUCUAUCAUUGCUAACAUAUUGCUCGGCUAAUGUCACUUAAAGUUACGGGGCAGAGUUCAGCCACAAGCCAACCAAAGGGGAACAGCAGUAGCUUAAUGUUAGGGCAUGUGUGUUCCAUGUAAAGGUCCUAGAUUUAGCCGCUGGUGCCUCCAAAUAGGGCUGAAACUCUGAUGAGUUGUUGCCAGCAAGAUAGACCAAUAGACUAGCACAAUAUAAGGCUAUUUCCUAUAUUCCGCUGGUCAAAGUUAAGCACUUCUAAGUUGCAUUGUUUGCAGUGGGACAGACAUCAGCACAUAAAUCUAAUUGAUGUCAGUGACUUAAAAUGCUUAAUAGGUCAUAUACAUACAUGGUUUGUGUUGUAUUAGAGUGGUGGUUUUAUUGGUGUGUUAUUUAUAUUGUAUUUUUAAUGUUUAUUCGCCUUAAGUAGCAAUGAGUGGAAAGGCAGCUGUUCAAUAUUAAAGAUACAUAAAUGCAAAAUAGUUGUUUUGCUUAUGUCUUUCUGAAUUGCUGUUAGACUUCUCUAGGCUGGGUAAUAGGAUGGUGUAGGUGUGGUUAGCUUGCUUUUAAUGGUAAAUAAAGAUUGUUCAUGCUCAAAAUAUAAGACCUAUGGUAGGAAUCAACCUUGGAAGAAACUGUUAAUUCUGGGGGGAAAUAAGUGGUUUUCCUUUUAAUCUUUUUCCAUAGUGGUGAGAUAACUUUUUGAGGCUAGAAGAUGAAUUCUAAAUUUGGUUUCUUGGUUAGCAACAGUAGAAUUAAGUGAGACCUUUAGAGUUAAUGAGCUAAGACGUGAUCAGCUAGGCUUUUUUCUCCUGCUGGGUGGUCGAUAAGUCAUUCUUGAGCUAGUAGUAUUAAGGAUCUGCUUUGGCCAUUGAAUCAACCUAUUCUAUCCUGUCAUUUAAAGCUUAAAAGGGCACCAGCUAGCAACAAGUCAAUCUGGUUCAAAUUUCUAGUAUGCUCCAUCCUGUGGGCCCAGUGUGUUACAAUAUUUAUAAAAGAUUAAAAUUAAAACCUACCUAUCUUCUGGCUUAGCCCUAGCCAGCCAAAGUGGGCCCAAACAGAAACUUGGCAUCAUUUUUUGUUUAUUUUCAAUUAACCUUUGAUUGUGUCACAAUUUAAUUUUUAUAUUCUUAUUCUAUUUAUAUUCCUUUCAGUGGUUGUAGGUAUAGAUUAUCACUAAUAUGGCAUAUUUGUAUUGCCUGUACCUCAGAAUGUGCUUUCUUUAUGCAAAUAUUUGGGGAAGGUGUACUUCAUUGUGUGACUAUCUAAACAGGAGGUGGGCAUUGGCUAAAGGGAUUUUUAUUAAGGUGUGUAAUUAAUCUAUUACCAUUGUCUCAAAAAUUCAUACUAUAGAAGUAUGAAUUUAAGCUUCCCUUUAAGACUUUAAAGGCAACAAGAAGAAAGGCAGAAUUGUCUUCAAUAUUUUUUUCAUCAAAGUUCACAACAAAUUGAAUCUACAGGUCAGCCCUGGAUGUAAAAUAGUUCAAAAAAUGUUUGAAAUGAAAAACAAGUCUUGGAUAAUUAAAGAAGCACAGAUCAUAUAGGAAAUAAACUUCAUCAUGAAUUUAAGAGUUGGAGCCUUGCAAACAUAAUGGUAUGCUUAGAAACCAAUUCAUGUAGAUGUGCUAUAACAGUUUUAAAUAAAUUAAUGUGAACUUAAUACCACUUGCUAGUUAUUACAAAUACAAAAUCUGUUUCUGAUUGUUUUUACUGUGAAUCAUUGCCUGAAUAUGCUUAAAUUUCUGGAUUAGACCAAUUUUAUAGUGACUAUUAAGUAUCUUACCUGGGUGAAACUUCAGAGAGGUAAGCAGAUGCUUUUGAAAUAUGUGGCUUUCCUUUUGAUUGCUGAACUUUGUAAACACUAAGAACACACUCCAGCUGAAACUAAGUACUUUGUCCCAUUAAUUUGAACAGGAGAAUUAAAUGUGUGCUUAAAUCUCUCCCACUAAAAUCAGUGAGACUUAAAAGUACUUACCGUAUUUUUUGCACCAUAACACUCACUUUUUUCCUCCUAGAAAGUAAGGGGAAAUGUCUGUGCGUGUUAUGGAGCGAAUGCCUGCAGGUGGCGGGGGGAAUCUGCUGCAGUCGUGAGCAGAGGAUCCAUGGUUCCCGUUCCUUCCCUCCUCCGUGGUUACAAAGCAUGGAUCCACAUGGAUCCUCAGGAUUUUUGCAUUGGGCUACUCCAAACUCACUGUCAGAUCACAUGUCUGUGGCCACAGCAUGAACCACAAAAAUCAUAUAUCCACUAUUUCAUUUAGAAUAUUUUUUUUCUAGUUUUCCUCCUCUAAAAACUACGUGCGUGUUAUGGUCUGGUGCGUGUUAUAGAGCGAAAAAUACGGUAACUUUGCUUGGAUUGCACACAAGUGAGUUUAAGCUGAGCCACUUAUUCCAUGUUUUAACACCAUUAUUACUUUUUUGUAUGUAUCCAUUCCACAGACAACAGUGUAAUACUGAUAGCAAUAGCAGUUAUAGUCUGAAAUGAAUCUACAAGACAUGGUGAAAUAGUGAUGGAUUAAUUCCUCAGUUUGAUUUGGAAUUGAAAACUGGCAAUAUCACUAUAAUAAAUAUAAGCACUUAUAAGCAAAAAAGGGCUUCUAAUACGUCAGUAAAACUAUCUGAUUAUAGAAUGAGAUGUAAGGAGCUGGAACAGAGCAUCGGUUCAGUCUGAAGCAUUCUGCUGUGCCAAGGAAAAUAUUCCAAACUUGAAGAGGAACAAUCACUUACUUUGCUCAUUAAAGCCAUUGUGAUGGUUCAUUUAGUACACAAGAUGCAAUUAGAUCUAACAGUUUUAUCCAGUGUUCAUACCCACCAGCAUUUAUUUGUCAAUGGAAGUCAUUCUCAUCCAGUAAAACACAUGUGAUGAGAUACAACUUUAUUGCUGUAAAGGUAAAGGGACUCCUGACCAUUAGGUCCAGUCGUGACCGACUCUGGGGUUGCGGCGCUCAUCUCCCUUUAUUGGCUGAGGGAGCAGGCGUACAGCUUCUGGGUCAUGUGGCCAGCAUGACUAAGCCUUUCUGGCAAACCGGAGCAGCACACAGAAAUGCCGUUUACCUUCCCGCCAGAGCGGUACCUAUUUAUCUACUUGCACGUUGACGUGCUUUCGAACUGCUAGGUUGGCAGGAGCAGGGACCGAGCAACGGGAGCUCACCCCGUCGUGGGGAUUCGAACCGCCGACCUUCUGAUCGGCAAGUCCUAGGCUCUGUGGUUUAACCCACAGCGCCACCCGUGUCCCUUUAUUGCUGUAGCGGACAGCAAUUCCAUGUGUCUUGGUCAAGGCGAAACUUAACCAUCUUCUCUCAGUGUCCUGCUAACUGUUUCUUAGGCAUGUAUAUCUCUGUUGUAUAUACUGCAGUAGUUCAGUCUCAACCACCUGGUUGAAAUACGAGUGUGAUUCUGAACCUGGUGCAUGCUCAGUGUGUUGGAUGUCCCUGACUGAUAGCUGCUGCAUUUGAAGCAUCUGUUACUACCUGUGUCUGCUUGAUCACCUCCCCUUUUUAGGUUUGCUGUAUUGCUAGUGAAUGCAUUAUCAAAAUUCAAAGAAAGGGGCAACUUGCAGAUCUUGUUGCUGUCUUGCCACCAACUCUAAGCACCAAAACAGCAAUGGCAAUGCAUUUAGUAGCGAGACAGCAAGCGCACCGAGAGCAGAUAGAUGGUGACCUCUCACCAAAAGAUUAAUAUUUUAUGGUUCCAAAUCUGUCAUCUGGCAACUUAACACUGACCAGGGAAUACUUGCAUCACAAAAUUCAAAGAAAGGGGCAACUUACAGAUCUUGCUGCUGCCUUACCACCAACUCUAAGCACCCAUUCCCAGUUACCAGUUGAAGUAAAUUAGUAAAGGUAAAAGGUAAAGGACCCCUGGACGGUUAAGUCCAGUCAAAGACGACUAUGGGGUGCAGCACUGAUCUCAGGCUGAGGGAGCCAGUGUUUCUCCACAGACAGCUUUCUGGGUCAUGUAGCCAACAUGACUAAACCACUACUGGCACACGGAGGACUCUGACAAGUGCAGUGCAGUUGUCCAGCAGCCUCAGCAGAAACAAUGAAAAGUAAAAACAAUAAUUUUAAUAAUUUUAUUAUUUAUACCCUGCCCAUCUGGCUGGAUAUCCCCAGCCACUCUGGGCAGUUUGCAGCAUAUAAAAACAUAGUAAAAAAUGAAGCAUUAAAAACUUGCUGAAAUGUUAGCUUUCGGGUCCAAUUUGAAGUGCUUACCUUUGAAGCCCUGUGUGGACUGGAAUCAAUAGAGAUUACCCCUCCAUUUAUGAAUCUCCACAUCCUCUGAUAAGACCUUCUUCAUUUAACACCAAUACAUUAGAUGAAGUUCUCAACAACUAGGAACAGAACCUUUCUUACUAGUUCCUCCCUUAUUGGAGAAGCUGUAAGAUCCAUUUUUCCCCUCUUAUUUUGUUAUAUAAUGGAGGGCUGGUCUUUAGUAGUAAUGUUUGCUACUGACAACUGAAUUUCUUGAUUAUUUAUAAAACAUAUUGUUGGAGCCACAUUGAACCUUAAAUCUGGAACACAAAUAUUUAAAAUAAAUCUUGCUGGUCAAACUCUGUACUUAACUGACUGGUGUCAGGCUGGUUAAACAUUUUGUAGGGAAGUAAACUUGCAUGUACAUUAUUUGCUAGUUUAAGUUAUUGCCUAUCAGUGUAAUUAGUUGUUGAUGUAUGUGACUACUUAACUGGACUCUGGUGUAUUGACUUGUUAAAGCUUAUCUUGUGAAUUUCUUACCAUGCUGUGGUUCUUCAGUUAGCUGAGCACUCACAAGGCAGGCAAACCUUGUUGCCUCACACCCUCUACCCUGUGGCAGGAGGCAUCCCAUCAGUUUUUAGCAGAUAUUCAUGACAAGCCCAACUUUUGGGGACCUGAGGUGUAGUGAAGAAUUUGCAGGAAGCCUACAAAUACUGUAAUUCAAAUUUGGAAGGGAACUGCAAUUCCAAUUUGGAAUGAAGGGUUAUGAGCAUGACUCUAACACAGAUUCUGAAUCCAAUCAACAUUUUGAAAUGUAUUUUAUAAAGCCCCACAUUGCACCGUCAAUCAAUUUGCAGUUUGGAUCCCUCUGCAUUUCUGAACGUGCAGGUAACAGCAGUUAACAGGAGUGCCUUUUAUCAAUUUUAACUGGAAUUCCAGCUGUUUGCAUUCCUAAAGUUAGAUCUGGACAUGGUCAUUCAUUCCCAGGCCGGUUCCUGUUCGUUUGGAUAUACUGCACCUCGUGAGACAGACUUCAAACUACAUUUGAUCCAGAAUGCUGUGCCAGGCUUGUUGUCUGGGGCUAGUAGGACUGAUAAUGCAAUGCCAGUUAUGUACCAACAUCUCUGGACAUCACUUUUGCCAACCUCAAUUCAAAAUGCCCACUUUGGUCUUCAGAAACGUAAGCUGCCUGUGUUGGGCUGAGGUUCAGAGGAAUUAUUCUCCUCCAGCCUGAACCUGCUGAAGAACUUGGCUCUGCUUUCUAAGUCCUUGUGGUUUUCCACUGAUGGUUUGUUUAUUUGGGGAUGAAGAGACAGGACUUUUUAUUGCAAUGUCCAAAUUAUGAAAGCGUCUUCCUAGGCAGGUUUCUGGCUCCUUCACUGCCUGCUUUUAAAGUGCACAUUUAAGCCAGUUUUAUUUCAGUGGGCAUAUUUUAAUUAGGUCCUUUUAAGAUUUAUGUUGCUGAUAUUUUGCUAUUUGCUACACCCUUUAUUGGAUUUCAGUUUAAUUUGAUUUUAAAUUGUAUUGGCUGCUUUGAAUUUAUAUUGCACAGAAUAGGGUGUCAUUUUUAACAAAUGUAUUUCAUAUUCAUGGGCAAAGAAAGCAUUCUACAAUGGAACAUAGGGGCAGGGAUGAGCAGAAUUCAUGCUUUCAGGAACUACAGUGGUACCUCUGGUUACAAACUUAAUUUGUUCCGGAGGUCCGUUCUUAACAUGAAGCACCACUUUAGCUAAUGGGGCCUCCCGCUGCUGGCGCACCACCGCCGCGUGAUUUCUAUUCUCAUCCUGAAGCAAAGUUCUUAACCCGAGGUACUAUUUCUGGGUUAGCGGAGUCUGUAACCUGAAGCAUCCGUAACCUGAAGCGUAUGUAACCCUAGGUACCAGAGUACUUUGACUGUAGACACCUGGAGCAGUAUCCAACUAAUGGGUCCUCUCUGUGCAAGGACUCUCAUGUGCAACAGAACUCCCCCCCCCCCCCCGUUUUCCUACUGCACCUUCCUCAAAUCUGCUCCAGAGUGUGUGGGGAACCCCUAGAACACAUGGGGCACACAGGGGAAGGAGAAAGGGAAGUUUUGCUGCACAAGUGGAAAUCCUUGUGCUAACAGGCCAUCUUUCUUAGCACUACUUUGAAUACAACUCAAGUUGGCUACAAAACAUUUAGAAAUUUACCAAUAGGUCCUGCUUUAUCAGAUGUAUUCUGUGGGAGGCUCAUGUGUCUGCUUGCUACAUUGGAUCUGAAGGAUAAUAUUUUAGCUUGACACAGUCCUUCUGUUAUAUGUAUUGGGUGCAACCAAUUCAAUCUCUGUGUUGCCCUGAGGGUUUUCUCAAAAUGCAAGCUACAUCUUUAGUGGCAGAUCAUGCAUUUUUUUUCAGCCUGCAUGAUUGGUUCUUCAUAUGAGUUAAAGAGGGGACUUGCAAUUGUCAAUCAAACUGUACACUGCUUUGAAGCUGGGUCUUUCCACAUACUGGAAACAGUGUCACACUGGAGUGAACAAGAAAGAUCCUGUACCUCAGCCUUCCAUCAUCUUCCAUCAUCCCUCAUCAUUAGCCAUGCUGACUUGGACUGAUGGGAAUUAGAACCCUCCAGGUUGGGGAAAACAGCAAUGCAUUGCUAUAUGUUGCUUUCCAAUUCAAUCAAAGCAUUCAUGCCACAAGUAAACGCUGUUCUCAUGCAGGAUACCCUCUAAACCUGUGCAGCAAUUAACUACAGUCAGUUUGUGCUAUGGGAUGUCAUGGCUUCUAUCUCACAUCCAGUGCCACAUGAGGCUCCCUGUGUGGCUUCUCAAGUUGUGGCUUAUACAGGCACCCAAAGCAAGCUCCUUGGGAACAUUGUGGCUGGUUUUGUUGUUCACAUGAUAGCAACUUGGAUGACCAUCUGUCAGGGGUGCUUUAGUUGAGAUUCCUACAUUACAGGACCAGAGGUUGGACUAGAUGACCUUUGGGAUCCCUUCAAGCUCUACGAUUUUUAGUUAGACUUGGUGCAGUGGACAUACUUUUCCAGUUAAUAUAUCAUAGGUCUUGUUACGUCUUACUGGACUGAGGAGCCUAAUGUAAGAACACUGCAUGUAGGGUCUCUAGGAUCUUAUUUAUUAGGGUAAAUUCUAAGACAUGAGGAUUCAACAGCAGACAUUCACUUAUUUUAUGCUAUCUAAAUUUAAAGAAAAAGUUAUGAAGAACUAUUAACAGGCUAAAACUAGUACACCCCAUGAGGUGUGCAUUAUAUGUUCCACUAAUCUACUUCAACAAAAUUUUAACUUUCACUUAGGUCACAUGUGAAUUCUAAGCUUGAUUUUGGGUUGGGGGGUUGUGUGUGUGUGAAAGAGAGAAAGGGGGACGGGUGAGGGAGAGAGAUGUUUUAUAGGAAUACUGUAAAAGAGAGAAAUGUUUCCUGGGGAUACUUCAUAAAAUUAAUUAAAACUUUGGUGCUGAUCAGUUUGACUGGUAUUAUAUCUAUUCAUUAUACUACUGAUAUCAUUAAACAAUGAAUUUUUAGAAAAAAUAUAACAGAAAAUGUUAGGUGUAAUUUUCAUUACAGAAAAGUUUCCAAUGCUGAAAAUAUGUCAUUUGAGUAUGUUGCAGUUGCCAUUAGACCAAGAAAACCUCACCCUUUUCAAGUUCCCGAGUAGGGCAAGGACUCAUUCUGAUGUUGUGCUAGGCCCAUGGGAAUGAGUUUCCUUCCUUCUGCUCAACUCAGAGCUAGUGAGCAGUUUGUCUUUGCCAUGCUGGCCUCAGAAGGACUUGUUCCCUCUUGGGCCAGAUCUUCUCUUUGAUGUUACAUUGAACUUUAGAGUUGCCUAGUACUCCUUCCAGUUCAUUGUGGGAACAAGGCCUGCCUUUCCUUCCCAGCUCUGAACUGGGUAAUGCAAGUGGGGCCUCAUCCUUUCAGCCAUGCUGGACUGCAGAGUUCAAGCAUAACUUCAAAGACAUCUAUCCCUUCUCCGCUUGGGAGUGUCAAGUCUUUGGUGAGUUCAGGUUUUGGCUGACCUUGCUGAAAUCCUUAACUGAUAGGUUCAUAUACCUUUUCGUAGUUAAGGUAAUACAUAUAUGAUUCUGGAAAGAUCACAAAGAGAAACACAGAACUGCUUAUUUUUCUGAAGUCAGGUAGACUUCACUGAAUCUCCUACUGCUUAACAAAUGCCUCUAAUUGCCUUUACUGGCUAUGCUAAGACAUAAAACUCCCACUGAACUAAACGAUAGACUUAAAAAGUAAGAAAAGGCUGUGUUUUUCUUUCUCAGUUUAACCUUCUCUUCAGCUGAUAAUGCAGCAUUCCUAAAACCACACUUAGAAGUCUUAUCUUAAUUCCAGCCAAAUGGUAAACAUAAAUGACAUAGCUAUGUAUCAUUCUGGUAGGUAAGUCAAAACUGGCUUCCCAUGUGCAGUUGAAGCAACGAUGGCACUGGAAACUCCCAUAUUAUAAAGAGAAUUCUGCUUCAUCUAGUGCACUGAAAAAUGUGGUAUGUCAUGAGAGAAAUAGUUGUCUCUGAAGCUUGCAAAAUCUGAUGUCAUUGCGCUCUCAAAGUUCCAGUAAGUGUAAAAUGAAUGGAAUGAAACUAAAGUGAUGACUAACAAUAACCACUCCUGCCUGAAACGGGAGUAGCCGAAUCCUACUGUUCCUAGCUGACAUCAUCAACUGAUUGAUGGUCUCUUUCUUGUAAAACCCUAAAAUAUUCAGGAAUGUCCCAGGUUAUAAAUUGCUUUAUGAUCCUCUUAACAAUUGUAUUAGUCUCUUGAGUUGAGAAGUGGUUCAUAAUUCCUAUUUUAUUUAUCCUAAGAAUAGUCCUGUGAAUUAUUAUUUUUAUAAUACUUUAUUAAUUUUCCAUUUUAUUUAUUUAAAUAUAAUCUUAUUUUUUAACACUAUUAUUUGCUCAUAUGAGCUAAUCAACUUCCCUCCCUCCCGCCUCAUGGUUACCAUAAUUCCUUUCUAUGUCAUAGCAUUUGUUUACAUUUCAUCCAUUUCUAUUGCCCCAUUUAAAAAUAUUUGUGUAAAAAGGUAUAAAUCGGAAAUUUUACAAGUCUUCUUAAGUCAGUCCUGCUAGUGUUGUUAAUUGGUUGCAGUUGCCCUUCAAAUAUUGUAUAAAUUUUCCCCAGUCUUUUUGGAAAGUUUGAUCACAUUGGUUUCGGAUUUUCCUGGUCAGCUUCGCCAGCUCUGCGUAUUCCAUCAUCUUCGUCUACCACUCUUCAAUCGGUAAUUCCUGUUGCUUCCAUUUUGGGGCUAGCAAAGUCCUUGCUGCCGUUGUUGCAUAUCUAAACAGUUUUUGGUCUUUCUUUGGAAUUUGUUCAGCUACUAUACCCAAUAAGAAUGCUUCUGGUUUUUUGACAAAUGUACUUUUGUACAUUUUCUUUAACUCAUUAUUUUUCAUUUCAUUUCCACCACAUAUGAUAGAAAUUCCCUUCCUUUUCUUUACAUUUCCAACAUUUCUUCUCUUUCGUCUUAUAUAUUUUAGCAAGUUUAGUUGGUGUUAAAUGCCACCUAUACAUCAUUUUCAUAAUAUUUUCUUUUAAUGCGCUACAGGCAGUAAAUUUUAUUCCUUCAUUCCAUAACCUUUCCCAUGCCUCUAACAAAUAGUCCUGUGAAUUAAGCCAUUACUUCCAUUUUACAGAUUACAAACUGAGGAGGCUGUGGUCUCAAGGUCCAUCAGGUGCUCCAAUGGCUCAGAUUUAAUGCACUUCUGGGCUGUGAUAGCCAUGAGGCAUUUGAGAAUUAUAUAGGAAAAUCUUACAUAUGAUUGUAGUCUCAGUGUAUAAUUUAACCUUCAACGGGGUGGGGAACCUUUAUAAAAUAAAAUGCCUUAAACCUGGCCCAGCAGCAUAUAGUUGCCCCAACGCCCAUGCAGUUGUUUCAACAAAAUUGUCACAAUCUGGCUGCUGCAUUUUACACUAACUGCAACUUGUAGUCAAGAGUUGACACACACAAGAGUGCAUUGCAAUAAUCUAGUCUUGAGGUUGCACUGCAUAUAUCACUGUAGCCAUUUGUGGCAUAUUGGCCAAAGCUAGUAGAAAGCACUCCUAGCCACUGAAGACACUUGGCCUCCAGCAUCAGCAAUCGAGAAGUACUCUUAGCCUAAAAGCCUGCUUCUUCAGAUGUAGUUCAACUCCAUCCUGUGAACAUGCAGUUGAUCAGACCUAGGAACUAUUCACACAUAGGACUUCAAUCUUACCGGGAGUGAGGGUUCUUUUAAUUCACCACUCCAACCCACCUCUUAAAUCCAGGUACUGGCCAAGGACUUGUGCAGUAAUACCUGAUUCAGAUGUUAGAGAAAUAGAGAUGUGUGUCAUCAGCAUACUGAUGACUCUGUGUCUGUGACCCAAAUCACCUAAUAACUGCACCCAGCUGCUUCAUAUAGAAGUUAAAUAGCAUUUGGGGAAGGGGCACUGCAGCAUCCUACAACACAAUUGCAAAGGAGCUGAAAGGCAGUCAUCCAAUGCUUUGUUGUUGUUUAGUCGUUUAGUCAUGUCUGACUCUUCAUGACCCCAUGGACCAGAGCACGCCAGGCACUUCUGUCUUCCACUGCCUCCCACAGUUUGGUCAUACUCAUGCUGGUAGCUUCGAGAACACUAUCCAACCAUCUUGUCCUCUGUCGUCCCCUUCUCUUUGUGCCCUCCAUCUUUCCCAACAUCAGGGUCUUUUCCAGGGAGUCUUCUCUUCUCAUGAGGUGGCCAAAGUAUUGGAGCCUCAGCUUCACGAUCUGUCCUUCCAGUGAGCACUCAGAGCUGAUUUCCUUAAGAAUGGAUAGGUUUGAUCUUCUUGCAGUCCAUGGGACUCUCCAAUGCUUACUGUCUGGAAAUGAUCAUAGAAGUAGUGGAACCUCCUAUACUGUGUCCCCAACUUGCAGAGGUAAUCCAGGAGGAUUCCAUGGUUCAUGCUAUUGAAAGCUGCAGCAGAAGUCAAGCAAGAAUAACAGAGUAGCACUCACUCAUUCUCCCCCCCCCCCAAAGACAGUGGUUCUUAAAGGAUGUGGUACACCACACAGGUGUGGCAGGAGAGGAUAGCAAGUGUGGUAGGAAUAUUCAAGGACAAUCAAUGAAACUUUUAAACAUUUCAGUACAGUAUAGUUAGUAUUUUUUUUAAAAAAAAAAAAUUUAAAAAAUCCAUGAUCAGAAACAGUAUCCAUGCCUCUCUUCAAGAGCAUGUGCUAUUAUUCUACAGUUCUCCACGACAUAUUGUGAAUAGGGAUUUUCAACUCUGACAAUUAUGAAAGAUCAGAAAAGAGAAAGGCUUCUUUGUGGUGCUGAGGAGAUGAGAGUGUUUAUCUCACAUUAGACCUAAUAUAAAUGAGAUUACCCAGUAAAAGCAAGCUCCCACCUCUCACUGAGUUUGUAUAAUACUUAAGGUACAUAUGUGAGAGGCUUGUUUAUAAUUAUAUUUUGAGAAUGAUUCAUAUUCUUAUGUAGCUCCGUUCUUUUAUACUUUCUCAUGGUCAUAUUAUAAAGUAGUUGUGUUCUAUGUGUUUUAGCGCUGCUAGGAGUUGUUUCUAUUUGUUUUCCAAUGUAUUUCUUAUCAAUAAAAAAUUAUGUGUGGCACAAGCAAAUUUUUAUUCUGAAGGGGGGUUCCAGAGAAGCAAAUUGCCAGGAGCUAAGGAGCAGUUAACCAUGAUGUUGAACUGUUUUGGAAGAAGGUUUGGAUCUGAGGUGUCUCUUGCAUUUGUUCAUAGAGAAGUUGUCAAUUCUCCCCCAUCCCUGGUGUCCCAUACUGUAACCACUCUUAGUAGCCCUUGAUCAUCAAGUGGUUUUUUGGAGGACAUGAAAGGCUGUACCAAGAAAUGGGGUAUGAAAAGCCACUGUGUUCAUGAAUCACUGUGUGUUGUUCUUUGGAACAGUGUUUAAAAUUCGCCAUGUGCAUUUUGUACAUGGCUAUCGGCACUUGCAACCGAGUGAAGAUGCCUAGGUUCCAGGAUGGUGCCUGACGUCUCCACCCUCUGGAGGUGCAUGCCUGGGGAUGCUUGGAUCUUGACUGUUUUCACACACUAGCAACACAUCCUGUAGAAUAGUAUUCAUUACAUUUUAUCUGCACAGUCAGAAUGAAUGUCAGGAACCAAAAAGUCAUAUUGAAAAAUACCACUUUUGAACCGACUGGCCCCAAAAUGACAACUAGGCAUUCCAUUUUGGCAACUGUAACUCUGGUUUGGCACCUAGCUUAUAUAACUUAGUUUCUAACGCUGCUUUGGAGCCAAUCAAAAUGGGUUUCACAAUAUUUAUAAGUGAGACCUAUAACACUUAGUUGCAUUUUCUAAGAGGUGGCAUUGAAAUUGUCAUUUUACUUGUGCCAGGAAACUGAUGUCUGAUCCUCCAGGUUGUAUUAUUGAUUGGUUGGAGAAACUAGAACUACUUUGUAGGUGGGUAGACUCUUUUUCCCCCUUUGUGAAUAAGCUUCACAGGAAAUGAAUAGUGGGGAUAUCUUUUCAUGGUGGUUGGAAGACCAGUAUAUCAGCUGAACUGUUAAGCAGUCCACUCUUCAAGGUUUUCUAAAGUACACACAGCAUUAGUAUAAGUGAACCUGAUAGUUUACACUUUUAAAUUGAAUCUACAAUUAUUAUUUUUGCCUAUCACAUAAAGUGAAUUUUCACCUGAGUCAGUAUUAAGUGGUCUCAGAUAACUGACGUAAAUAGAGCAGAUAGUUUACGUGCUGUUCUUUAGAGGUUUUGACAUCAUUACUUCUACUUACUAGGAAGCUUUAGCCAUCUGCCAACUGAGCUUGAUACAGCUAGUAGGAAGAUGUAGUACAGCUUUGCAUAUGAGUAAUCAUCUAAUUUUCUGUUUAACAGGCUUAGGAUGCUAAUCACUGUUACCUGACUUCAGUAGAAAAGAAUCUGAGAAGACAGAGGAAUGGCUGGUUGCGAUUUCAUGAUUUAAGUUUUUUCUUUGCACAAGUUGCAGGCUAGCUGGCAGAGCUGUUGCUAUGGAAACAAACAGUCAGCUCCUGAGAGUGCCAAUGGAAUGCUAAUCUGGUAUAAAUGAGGAGUUCCAGCUGCUGCCCAAAGGUGGGAGACAUGAGAGAGGAAAUGAAGGGAAUUAAACCAUGUUCCAUUAUUUCAGUAUAUAUCUACUCAAUAUUGAUUGGCAUCUUUUUCAGGAUCUAUCUACUCAAUGUUGGCAUUUUUUUAUAUGAGCUUUAAAGACUGCAGUAGCUGGAAAUAAAAUGCUUCCAUUAUAGAUACAAAAAUUAAAGUCUUCCAUUAGUGUGGUCAUUUCCCACCAUCUACAUAUUUUAGAUGUUUACUAGAAAUUAUGAACUGACUUUGAACUCAAUGUUGUUCUUAGCUAGUGCAAUAAUCAGGCUAUGAAGAUUGGUGCACUGGUGUGAUUAAUCAACAUUCUUCAGUCACAGAUUUAAGUCCUGCUAAAUUGGUGAGACUGACAACAAGCAAGGAGUUGAUUUGGGACUCUUAGUGUUGUUCUCCAACUCUUUCCAACAAAUUCUAAAUCUGAUUAAAAAUAAUGCUCUCUUUCGUUUUACAGAAACUGUAUUGUGGUAUUACUUGUUUAAUUAAAUUAAAUUAAUUGCACAUCUAUAAGGACCUUUGAACUUGUUUGUAUUUGAAGACAUCUUGCUCUGCUGUACAGUUGAAAUCAAUAUGCUCAGAUUCGAUGUGUAAGAAAAUCUUUAAAACAAUUCUGAGUAGUACUUAUUAUAUUUAUAUACCAACCUUCAUGGAGACCACAGGGUGACAUAAUAAUAAUAAUUUUUUUAUUUAUACCCUGACCUCCCUGGCCAGAGCUCAGGGCAGCUAACACCAGUAAAAUUACAAUAAAAACAUAAUGGGGGUGGGGAGAAACCAAUUUAUUAAAAUAUGGGUUAAAAUACAAUUUAAAAUGCAGCCUCAUUUUAAUAGUAGCCCCUAGAUAAAAAAAAACCAUAAGGGGAGGGAAACAUAAGGGUCAGACUGAGUCCAAACCAAAGGCCAGGCAGAACAGCUAUGUCUUGCAGGCCCUGCAGAAAGAUGUCAAGUCCCGCAGGGCCCUAGUCUCUUGUGACAGAGCGUUCCACCAGAUCGGGGCCAGUACUGAAAAGGCCCUGGCCCUUACAACAUGAAACACCUUGGUCUUGACUUGGUAAUAGACUGGAUGAGAGCCAACAAACAAGCUCAAUCCAGAUACGAAUGAGGCUCAGUUAGUGGGCAGUUCUCUAAACAGGAUGGAUGGAAGGUUCCCUGCUCUUGAUGGGGUUUCGCUCCCUCUGCAGCAGUGGGUAUGUAGCUUGGGGAUACUCCUGCAUCCUUUGCUGUCACUUGAAUCUCAGGUGGCCUCAGUGGUGCAGAGUGCCUUCCCUCAGCUUCGGCUGGUGGCCUAGCUGUGCCUCUAUCUGGAAAGGGAUAGCCUAAUUUCCGUCGUCUGUGCUCUGGUUGGUUUAGAAACUUCAGCUGCUGCAGAAUUUGGUGGCCAGGCUGCUCACCGGUGCAAGAGGCUUUCAGCAUAUUACACCAAUCCUGGCCCAACUAUACUGACUGCUAAUUAGUUUCCAGGCCCAGUGCAAAGUGCUGGUUUUGACCUAUAAAGCCUUAAACAGCUCAGGUCUGCAAUACCUCAAGGACCACCUCUCCCCAAAUGAAGCAACCCAGACCCUGCAAUCAUCAUCAGAGGCUCUUCAUGUCCCUCCUCCACUAGAGAUCCAGAGGGUGGUAACAUGAGAACAUGGCUCCCUGGUUGUGGAAUGCUUGCCUUAGGGAGGCUUGCCUAGCGCCUUCAUUACAUAUCUUUAGGUGCCAGGCAAAACCUUUCUCUAUAACCAGGCCUUUUGCAUGAUGAAAAUUCUGUGGCCUUUUAGAUGUGUUUGUGAAAAUAGGGAGUUUGGUUUGAUUACCUUAGAUUAGAUUAGAUUAGAUUAGAUUAUUUCUGUUCUUUUGUAUUUUUAUGUCAUGAACUGCCCUGUGAAUUUUGGAUGAAGGAUGGGGUGUGUGUGUGUGAGAGAGAGAGAGAGAGAGAGAGUGUGUGAGAGUGUGUGUAAUCCUGGGCUAUUAGCUGUGCUGAUGAUUACUGGAGACCAACAUUGUCUGGAAAGUCACAGGUUGUCUAACUGGCAUAACAUAAAUGGAGUUUUUAUAACUUUUAAAUUGAUCCUAAUAAUUUAAAUUUAAUUUAAAUUUAUCCUCCAAUGUUUUUCAUUUUUUAUUCUAAUGAACCAAUGUGAUUGUAAACAUUUAUAAAUAGACCAUUUUACUUGAAAUCUUUUCUGGCUUUUUUCAUAGCAAAAUCAUGAAAUAUCUCCCAGUUUCUCUUGUACAUUCAUACUCUAUAGACAAAAUAGCUUGGUGACUUACUUCUGCUUGCUUACCCUUUAUGAGCUAGACAUUUACUUACACAUAUUUGAGCUUGUAAAACCUAGUAGCUGGAAUGACUUCUACUGUUCCUGAGGCCAGUGUCCCUGACUGUUAGUGUGUUUUUCUCACCCACCAACUUUCUCUCGCCUGUCAAUCCACAAGGAAUCUUGCUUAAAGAAUGCACUUGCAAAUUAAUAUAGUCCUGGUUAUUUAUGAUUCUUCAGAUUUUGUAGUAUUACACUUUUAAUUUAAUCAUUCAGCUUGUAGUAUAAAGUUAAACAUAGCAUGUUUUCUUUAUUGCUAAUUACUAAGACCAAGGCCAAUGUACUCCUCCAGAUUCUAUCAUUCAUUUUAAGUAGAUGGGAGUACAGGGAAUUAAACAGUGUAAACAGAAACUUGUUUUACUAAGUUUGAAACUUUGUCAUGGUCAGUCUUUCCUUAACAGCCAUCAUGUGCUAAUUAAAUGAUGAUCACUCAGACCAUUCAGCAAUAAAGUUUUAAAAAACGUACACCUCCUAUAUGUCACAUAAUUUGAAGUCUGUGUCCUUUAUGUUUUUUGCAUAAACCACAAUAUUCAAAAUGAGAUAUGCCAACUGUGGAUUGUGAACGAAAGUGGGAAGGAAUCCUCCCAGUUUGAAGCCAGUGCAGAAUAAUCAUUUUCUAAACUAUAAGCUUUGAAGAUGGGCAUAAUGAAACCAAAAACAUUUUUAGUCGUUGUUGUUUUAACUGAACUGUUAUUCUUCUGAGUAACAAAGGCAAAUGAGAGAGGUCAGAAACUGAUAAUGGUGGUCUACAAAAGUACCGGUUUGCAACAGAGGCACAGUUAACCUGAAGCUAGGUAACAUAAUAAUCUAAAGGACUAGCCACGAACAACAGAAUAGGACAGGGUGGCAGAUCCACAACUGCAUCUAAAGUCCUACCCCUUCUACCAGCCUUGGUAAAAGGUGUGGAGGAGAGGGCAGUUGUUCCUGACAUUUUUUGCUGCAUUAGCUCCAUUAGUCAUUGCCACCAGUGGGAACAUUACUGGUGGUAGCAUGCACUUUUCCAAACUUUCAUUGGACAUGGCAGGGUUCCUUUAUUGUGAUGGAGUUAGUAGCUCCCACCAGCAGGCAGAUCAGGGGUUAGGAUUGCUGUCUUAGUUGAGGGAAGACUGUGAGCCUUGAAAAUUCAUAGGAGGGAAAUAAGGAAGCUGUCAGUGAUUCCUAAAGCAAGGACUUUUACUGAUGGGAAAAUCUAUGUGAUAAAAUUAGAGUAACAAACUUCCUGUAAAUUAAAUUUUCAGAAGCUCCACAUGCGGUCGGAAUGCCUCAAAAUCAAAUCCUUCUGGACAGCAGUCCUACAAGAAAUAUGCAAAAUAACUAAACAGGUAUUAGAACACACCCCAGAACUGGCCGUAGUGAACAUCUUCCAAGAUAAUAAUGCCCACUCACAUUAUAAAGAGCUCAUAUAACCCACCUUCUCUCAGCAGCCAGAAACAUCAUAGCCAGACACUGAGGAGACCUGUCAGGAGUAAGCAUAGACCAAUGGUAUCAAAUAGUAUGGGGGGAAAGCCUUCUUAGAAAAACUAACCAAUAAACUGAAACUGACACAGGGACAAAUAGGAGAAGACGCCUUCACCCUGGUAUGGUUCCCCUUUAUCAUAUACAUAACCCAACAAAACAAGAAUCCGCUGACAGCAUACAAACCAUUUUGGCUAACCUGAUCCAAAAACACAUACACACACACACACACACACACACACACACACCCCACUCACAAACAAAAACAAAUCUUACUACAGCCAACCAAAGACAACCUACCACACCUUAGGCCCCACCCCCAACCUCUCACCGCCAAAGAAAUAAACAAGCAAAUAGUAAGAGAACCCAUACAAGUGAUGCUGACACAAAACCCCACACAAACACCAAGUAGAAGAAUAGAAGAAUUGCCACCCGACCUCACCCCACUCACCAUUCCCUCCUCCACCCUCUUUUCUUCCUAUCCUCAUACUCUAUGCAACACUCGCGUCUCACAACAAAUGAAACUGAUCUGAAAUAAAAUACAACUUGAAAAAGGACAAUGCACAUAUUUUGGCAAAUAAAUCUUUAAUAAUUAUUUUUUUAAAUGAACAACUAAUUACUAAAUCAUAUUAUGUUGUCCUUAUCCAAGUACUGAUUCACCUGUGUACAUAGCACAUACAGCCUUGGGAACUUUUAGGUUACCUGCUGGUUUUGAGGGUCCUUCCUUUCCUCUGCCAGUGUAGUUAUCUGCAUUUGUACAUGUAGCAGUGUACAAAUUCCCCCACAAUAUGAGCAAUUGGCUUUUUACCUUAGAGGGAGAAUGUGGAAAUCUCGGUACCCAAGUAUUUCUGCUAAAUUUACUGAUAGCAAUUGAAUGUAACUGUAACGUUAGGUGAAGUUAAUUUUACUGUGUUGUUUUUAUAUUUUCUCAGAUUUUCUUGUUGGAAAUUUAUUUUCAUCUUGAUCUGGUGACGCAUAUGAAGAAUUGGUUCAUGCUAUAA